Dracunculus medinensis (Guinea worm) is the source of this 438-nucleotide messenger RNA. Lineage: Eukaryota; Metazoa; Nematoda; Chromadorea; Rhabditida; Dracunculidae. The record is from the annotation of a GenBank genome assembly.
AUGCCAGGAAGUCCCUUGGCGAUUGAAGUGCAGGGAGCUCUCGAUGUUUUAACUUCUGUGCCGGAUAAAACUUCAGAUAAAGUAACAAUUAAUACGGUCGCACCACUCCUGCCACCUGCAGCGAGGCAACUUUCACGCAUAUUCCAUAUUCCACAUGAUUUUAUGCAUAGGCUUGCAGCACAAAGUGGAUAUAUUGAUUAUAACCCAAAUACUACACCUCCCUCCGAUUUUUUAAAUGAUUUAAUGAAACAAAAUCGGUUGAAUUCAUUUUUGCCAACAGAAAGACUAUCAACAAAUGAAGUUUUCAUUAAUAAUAAUCGAGAUCGAUUGAUGAAAGGCAUGACCCAAUUUUCGCAAAAUCUUUCAUCAUUAAGGUCAUUAUGGAUUUUUCCAAAUAAAGGAUUUAAGAAGAAAUUAUUAGCGAUGGGAGAUUCGUAA